Messenger RNA from Solea senegalensis (Senegalese sole), 1347 nucleotides. It is a transcript of the gene nelfe, whose product is annotated as negative elongation factor complex member E. The record is from RefSeq and is a predicted model, not a curated record. Gene Ontology annotation, molecular function: RNA binding. NCBI's taxonomy places the organism in Eukaryota, Metazoa, Chordata, Actinopteri, Pleuronectiformes, Soleidae. The coding region runs from base 187 to 1248 and encodes 353 amino acids. Gene Ontology annotation, cellular component: NELF complex. The transcript is spliced from 11 exons. Gene Ontology annotation, biological process: negative regulation of transcription elongation by RNA polymerase II.
CGACGUCAUAUUUAUGCGUCGGUGUUUUGUUGAAGUCGCCGUACAGCAGCGUUCGUGUGUGUAUGUGUGUGUGUGGUAACACAACACACAACCAGGUGAAGAUUACACUUCCAUGUAGCAGAUUUAAAUUCAGCUCAAAAAAGUGGCUGCUGACAGAGGUGGAGGACAACAGCUUAAUUUAGCAUCAUGUUGGUGUUUCCCAAUUCAUUAACGGAAGAAGAGGAGGCCCUGCAAAAGAAAUUUGCAAAACUAAAGAAAAAGAAAAAGGCACUACAUGCCCUGAAGAAGCAGAGUUCCACCAACCAGACAAACCAGAGUGGAUUGAAACGGACAUUGACGGACCAGCCUGUCGUUGACACAGCAACAGCAACCGAGCAAGCAAAGAUGCUGGUUAAGUCAGGUGCCAUCAGCGCCAUCAAGUCAGAGAACAAAAACUCGGGCUUUAAACGCUCUCGAAUGCUGGAGAUAAAACUCAAGGACCCUGAAAAAGGACCAAUUCCUGCUUUCCUCCCCUUCCAAAGGAGUGUUUCUACAGAUGAAGAACAGCCGGAGUCUGGAAAGAGAGCCCACAGGAAAUCUCUGUACGAGAGCUUUGUCAGCUCAAGUGACCGAUACCGGGACGAGGACGAUGCAGGCGCCACGCCGUCCAGCCGUGAGACGGACAGAGACAGAGACAGAGAGCGUGACCGAGAGCGAGAGCGAGAGCCGGACAGGGAGCGUGACCAAGAGCCGGACAGGGAGCGGGAGAGAGACAGAGAAAUGGACAGGGAUAGAGAAAGAGACCGAGAGCGAGACCGAAGCAGGGACAGGGAUCGAGAGCGAGAGCGAGACAGGGAGCGAGAGCGAGACCGAGAUGGACCGUUUAGACGGUCAGACUCGUACCCAGAGCGGCGAGGAGUGAGAAAGGGCAACACUGUGUAUGUUUACGGCUCUGGACUGGUUGAGGACAACCUGCGCUCUGCCUUCAGUCAACAUGGAAAUAUAAUCGACCUCUCCAUGGAUAACCCACGCAAUUGUGCAUUUAUCACUUUUGAGAAGAUGGAGUCUGCAGACCAGGCUGUGGCAGAGUUGAACGGAGCCACAGUGGGAGACGUUCACAUUAAAGUCAGCAUUGCCAGGAAGCAGCCCAUGCUUGAUGCUGCCACUGGAAAGUCUGUGUGGGCUUCACUCGCUGUGCAGAACAGCACUAAAGGCUCCUACAGGGACAAGAGGAACCAAGUGGUCUACAGUGAGGAUUUCCUUGGAUGACUCUCGUUUUGUUUUUUUCCUUCUCUUUUUUUUGUGGGCACAGAGAGUUUUUUCGUGUUUGUUUUAAUAAACUCAGAUGCUGCAAGUGAAUGCAUCAAA